Molecule: messenger RNA, 898 nt
Organism: Paecilomyces variotii
Lineage: Eukaryota; Fungi; Ascomycota; Eurotiomycetes; Eurotiales; Thermoascaceae
Exons: 1
Coding region: 170-841 (223 amino acids)
Source: RefSeq, a predicted model, not a curated record
UUCGCUGUUACUCCCGCCUUGGGUAUAUCCGUACCCAGCUGAAAUUGGUGAGGCUCACGAUAAACUGCACCUGAUAAUCACGUCUGUAUGCACGAAAUAUACGCAUUUCGCUGCAAGCGGCUGGUCUAUCGAACUAUUGGCGCGUGACAGUCUUAAUUGAGUGUCCUCCAUGUCGUUCUUGAACUACCUAUGCGGCUGCUUUGCCUGCCAUGGUCCCGGCUGUUUAUCGAAGCCUUCCGUGCAGGCCCGGCCAGAAUAUAAUACUGCAUCCAUUCCACGGCACGAUGACUCCAAUGGUUCCCACGACGGUGCUGCUAACGAGGUGGUCAUGGAUGACGGAUAUAGCGCUGUCGCUCCGCUGCCCCGCUAUACACCACGCCCUGUGAGCAUCCAGGAGAAGACCCUACAACUACACAUGCGCGAUCCUCCUAUCUCCUCGGAUUCUCGGCCAAUGGAUGAGAAGAAUCCUCGGGACUUCGAGGAACCGCGGUCUCCCACAGGAUCUGAUGCAGGAUCCGAUGCGUCGUCUACUAUCUCCAUGCCUAGUAGCUAUGGCAAUACUUCCACUGCCACGCGGGAGACCCCUCCUCCGCCUUACUCUGCCCAUCCUUCACCUGCGCCUUCGCGACCUAUCUCGAUCUCUAUGCAGGAGACGGGUGCAAUGCAAUUCACUCUCUACCCCGGUGUCGCUGAUGAGCCUCCAUUGUCACCACCGCCGAUGAUUCACAUUCCACAGCCCCAGCCCGUUUUUCGCCGGCCGGAAUUUCUUCAUCGUGGCGUGCUCCCUGAGAACGACGACGUAAGCAGCCAUGCACGAAGGCACUCGUGGGAGAGCCGAUGAAAGAACCAAUCACUUUUCCUCCUACUUGAUCAAUUGGCUCCUGCCAUGUUCCUACCA